Messenger RNA from Pisolithus orientalis, 2440 nucleotides. RefSeq names its product glycoside hydrolase family 37 protein. Bases 1 to 2205 code for a protein of 734 amino acids. Lineage: Eukaryota; Fungi; Basidiomycota; Agaricomycetes; Boletales; Pisolithaceae. Gene Ontology annotation, biological process: trehalose catabolic process. Gene Ontology annotation, cellular component: cytoplasm. The record is from RefSeq and is a predicted model, not a curated record. The transcript has 12 exons. Gene Ontology annotation, molecular function: alpha,alpha-trehalase activity; calcium ion binding.
AUGGCACCUUCUCUCACUCAUCCACCUGGUGUCACAUUCGUCGAUGAUGGCGAACGUGGAUCCGUUCACUUAGAAGCUGCCGUCUACUAUGGGGGCGGUGAAACGUUCACUCGUUCAAGAACAUACAGUCAUUCACAUAUCCAUGGCUACAACCCCAAACGUGCCCCCGCCUUCCAGGAAGACAUAAUCAUAAGGACACGGAGAAUGUCCCAUGACGAGAAGAGCGUCACAGGCCCGCGCCGUUUCCUCAUUGACGUCGAGGAGACCAUCCGGGUCGUCCUCGAACAGGAAGACACGGAUGGUGACUUCCAGAUCAGCAUAACGGAUGCAGGUCCGAAGUUGAUACCUCUUGGCACCGCAACUAGCAAUGGUUUCAAGACGUUUGACAUCCGCGGUACCUAUAUGCUGUCAAACUUAUUGCAGGAACUUGCUUUGGCGCGCGACCAUGGCCGAAAGCGCAUCGUGCUUGACGAAGCACGUCUAACGGAGAAUCCGGUCGACCGUUUGUCACGCAUGAUCCGACACUCUUUCUGGCAUUCUCUUACUCGCCGCAUUGACGGCGAUGGUCUGGAGAUUAUCACCGCAGACCCCAAGAACCGAACAGGUCGUGUACAGCCACGAAUCUACAUACCCUACGGGGAGCCCGCAAUGGUAGAAUACUACAGGAAGGUCGCCCGUGAAAAACCCCACAUGAAUCUCGACGUUCAGGUCCUUCCUCAAAAGAACGACGACCCAUACUUUGUCAAGAGCUUGAACUCCAAGCCCGGCCUGUUGGCUUUGGCUAUGGAGGAGAUAGACGAUGGCAAGGGCGGACGUACCUUAAAGGGCAUCCCCUUCAUCGUACCUGGCGCUCGUUUUAAUGAGCUCUACAACUGGGAUUCCUACUUCAUCUCCCUCGGCCUCCUUGUAGACGGCCAGGUACAAAUGGCAAAGAAUAUGGUCGAGCACUUUCAUAUUCGAGAUCAAGCACUAUGGCAAGAUUCUGAACGGAUCGCUCUGACUAUCGAGGCUAACCGCCAAUGGUUGAAACGCGCCAUCCAGGCCGCUAUCAAAGAGUACCAUACCAUUUGGGUGGCGGAACCCCGCAUGGACCCCAAGACCGGCCUAUCCCGUUUCCGGCCCGAUGGUGUGGGAAUACCCCCUGAGACCGAGGCUACCCAUUUUACCCAUAUCCUGGAACCGUACGCCGCCAAGCAUGGCAUCUCUGUCCUAGAAUUCAGUGAGAAGUAUAACAACGGUGCGUUGAAGGAACCGGAGCUCGACGAGUACUUCCUCCACGACCGUGCCCGUUGUGCGAAUCUCGGAACGAUUGAUCUGCAAGCACUUUUGUACAAGUACGAAGUUGACAUCGCCACUGCUAUCAGCGAGGUGUUCGACGAUGAGUUGAUGUUGGAAGAGGAUUUCCCAUUGAUGCCAUUCCCUCCAACGCCGGAGUCGUACGCCAAUCCACACCGCGAGCGAUCGACCUCUCGGCCACAAACCAGCGAUGAGUGGUUCGAGCGAGCUGAGUGGAGAAGGGAAGUAAUCGAUAAGUACCUGUGGAACGAAAGCAAGAAUCUUUACUUCGAUUAUGAUACCGUCCAGGAGAAGCAGAGCUUGUAUGAGAGCGUCACUGCAUUCUGGGCUCUGUGGGCAGGCUGUGCGAGUGAAGAGCAGUGCUGGAAACUCGUUUCCCAGUCGCUGAAGAAAUUUGAAGUCUUGGGUGGUCUUGUGUCUGGUACUGAGGAGUCUCGUGGUAAGAUAUCCUUGGACCGCCCGAAUCGUCAAUGGGACUUCCCUUAUGCAUGGCCGCCUCAUCAAAUAAUGGCAUGGGUCGGACUCGAGAGGUAUGGAUAUCUGGAAGAGGCGCAGAGAUUAGCCUACAGAUGGCUUUACAUGAUGACCACCGCUUUCGUUGAUUUCAACGGAGUUGUCCCUGAAAAGUUUGAUGCGGUCAAGCUGUCGCACUUGGUUGAGGCUGAAUACGGCAACCAAGGAAUUGACUUUAAAAUGGUCCCUCGUGAAGGCUUCGGAUGGAUGAAUGCCGCUUACCAAGUCGGUCUGUCCUUCCUGACAACGCAGAUGCGCCGUGCGGUCGCAGCUUGCACGAGUCCUGAAAUAGUCUUUGGCAGAGGUGCCACAGCCGAAGUCGCUGUUGCACAAGCGACAGCCGCCGCUGCCGAUCCUCUGGACCUUGCCAUGGAGGCUCUGAGCCUCGCGGCAUAAACUGCUAAAUGAGCCUCGUUAGGCAUUUUCGUCGUCUUGUUCAUCACUGAUACCAUGGACCGAAUGUGACCAUAGGAGACUGUCGCUGUUUCCUCUUAAUGCGUAGAGUGUAUAUACACAUUUUUUUUCUUUCAAGUCUCGUCCUCUUGUCGCUGAUGCCGCAUCCUCACAAUUUUCCAUGUAAUGCGUACCGUAUCUCAUAGAUACAAAUAAUUUGCCUCGUUCUGCUUCUUGC